AUGAGAGCGCGGGGUACUCGGGGUCCUCGCCCAAUGGCGCGAAGCUUCAGUGCCGCGCUCGGUUGCUAAGGAAGGAGGGCGGUUGCUGGGGAGCUGCGGCCUCACCUCUUGGGGUUCCCAUGGUGAUGACAGGAUGGCGAGCGGCAGCGGGCUGAUUUGCCCCAGCGCUGGGGCCAGGUAAGGCGGCCGCCCUUGCUGCCACCCUCCGCCCUCCUCGCCACGUAUCCCGGAGGGGAGGCGGCCGGCUCAGGCGUCGGCCUCGCUCCCCCCCCCGUCCCCCUGGGUCGGGCUUGACCCCCCGGCUGCUUCAGCGCCGCCCGCCCUGACUGCGCCCCGUCCGCUUUUUGGCUGUUGCACCUAUUUGUUAGAUUUAAGGGGAAGUCUCUGAAUGGAUGGGGUGGUUGUUCCCCGUAAGGAUUUGGGGAGGGUAUGUAAACAUCACGAGGCGUUAUUUUAUUUUCCAGCCUCUCUUAAGGGCCAAAGUAAGUAAGCCUCGAAAAUGAAAACGUGCGCCACUAACUCAGCGCGCAACUGGUCGCUCGGGAAGUUAAAAGCGUCCCCCCUCCGCGCAGCCUCCGAUUCCCCCCCUUUCAGCGAAACGCGGAGAUCCCCCGUGCUUUGAAAAUCCGAACAGGGGAGCUGCAUCAAUUGCACGGGGAAUUUCCAGAUUCAGGGAGUGGGAAGUGUGCGGCAAGAGAAGGAGAAGGGGCGAGGACGAGGGGGAGUUAGGGGAGGCGCAAGCAGGGUUCACAGCCCCCCUUAGUCCGAGGGGGUGGACACAUGGGGGUAGCCAGGAUUAAUUUUAGGGGGGGCAGGCAUUGUGGGGGGGGGGCAGAACCCAGUUAUCUGUGACACAUUUGGUCAGUUAACUAUUUUUAUUUAUUUGCUUGACUUAGGGGGGGAUAACUGCCCCCCUGCCCCCUCCUGGCUACACCCAUGUGUAGACAAGCCCUUGCUUGCAGCCCUAACCAGGGCUGGCCCAACACAUUUUGGCAUUUGAGGUGAAACACAAAAUGGUGCUCCCCUACUAAUUCACAUUAGAAACACGAAGGAAUAAAGAUCUACAUUGUGAUCUGCUGCCCUGAAGGUCUUGCUGCCAGAGGCCUCACUUUGCCUCAUGGGUAGCCUGGCCCUGGCCCUAAUUUUCUCUUUGUAUAAUCCCAGUUUCCAACAUUCUGCUGUGCCUGGAUGCGACCAAACACCAGAAUUCAGGAUAGAAAUAUAAAUGUGGGAUCAGGCUAGAUUAUUUUUGGUUGUUGCUGCCUGGGAGCAGCUUUAACCAUUGACCUAACAGUGUACCUCUUUUUGGCUCGUUUUCUCCCAUCCAUGUGGUGAUAGCAAUGCUGUUUUCUGUAGUGAAUGGGCUUUUGCACUCUCAAAGGCAUGCUGUGAGUUUUGCCAGGCAUUUCAAGGCUAGAGUCCCACAGAUCAGACAGACUUUAGAUGCCACAGUUAGACUUGUUCUAAUAAGAGAUGCCUAGAGUAAUUUCUAGUGCAGCUGUAAUGGAUCUGUUUCGGUUGUUAUGAUCUCAGAAUGUGCAUAAGCUGCUUGAAGGAGUUUGACUGAUCGCUUGCUCACUGGACCACUGUCCUCCUUUGGAUCUAGCUGAGAGGGAAUGGCUGGAUGGAUCCAGGAAGUGAUUAAUGUAUCAUUGUGGAAGAGUGGGGGGAGGUGCCUUGAAGGAGGCAGGGAUGUGCCUUCUCCUCAAGCAGCCCUCCCUAGACCCAGAAGUGCUGAACAACUGUCACCAAGUUGCAAAUAUCAUUUUCUUGGGAAAGGUGCUGACAAGGCUGGUGGCAUGCAGGCUACAAGGAUGCUUAUAUGCAAGUGAUUAGAGAAGUUUCAGUCUGUCUUCAGGUGUGAUCAUGGCACUGAAACUUUUGUUGGGAAUGGUAUGGGGGAGUGUGACAAUUUUGCAUGCUUUCCUGUGGCUUUUGAAACCAUUUUCCUGGGGCAGCUCUGUGACUUAGGGUUUGGGGGCACUACUUUUUGUUGACAGAAAUUGAGUGCUUAGGGGUUUGCUGAAAUGAGUAAAUUUGAUAUAAUUUGGAUGCUUUCUUAUGUAAACACAGGUGGUAAUUUGAUGCAACCUCUAUUGGUUGCAUCAAAUCACUCAGUUCUAGAAUUUAAACAACUCACCAGAGAUAGUAUUAUUUGGCUGUAGUAUAUUUAUUUGCCAUGCAAGUAUGGUAUUGCUGUAUCCUGUUUGUAUUGUUUGUUCUGUUCUAUGUGUUAUGUAAAAGAUUCAAUAAAAAUAAGAAUUUCAAAAGUUGUGCAUAAUGGUGAAAACUUUAGGUCUUAGAUACUAGAACAAAAACUUGGGUUGUUCAUCCUACACUUGCAUUAGUAUGUUUGUGCUUGUUUCUGGAGAAACUUCAAAAGAAUAAGAAUAAUUCUUAUCAUUUUUAAGCACGUGCUUUGCAAUCUUAUAGGGUAGGUUAGUGUCAUCUCCAUAUUGAAUGUGGCGUUGGGUGAGCAGAAGGAAAGUGGCUUAAGUAAGGUCGUGGCUAAGAUGAAAUUUGAUCUAAUAGUGUUGAGGUUUGCACACUAAUUACAGUACUGUAUUUUAUUUUUACUGCUGGUGCUCAAACGCUGAUGAAGGGUGGACUUAGAAAUAUAAUUAAUCAGUCAAAAAUCUGAUAUAUAUGCUGCAUAUGUUGACAGAUUUUGACUCUCUUUCCUGAACUAUUUGUUACAACCACAUUACUGCAUGAACAGAAAUGCUAAUACUUCAUUUCUCAUCUUUCUCAGUGGCUUUGAGGAUGAAGCUUUGAAACUUCGUCAGCUGAAACUGGAGAACCAGGUAAUCAAAACCACAAGGCAGUGCCUGACAGGUAUUGUAGUAGUGAAAAUGAGUAAUUGAUUAUCUCAUGAAUUUGGAUCUUGCAACAAGCUCAUCUAGUUACACCAUGUUCUUUAUUUUUGUAAAUUCAGAUAAUUUGAGCAGGGUAAGGUAGAGUAAAAUGUUUGUUUAAACUUGCAUCAUUAGUCAAAAGACUUUAUUAUAUGGCUCUUUGUAAAUUAAAUAAUUUAUAGCCCCAGAUGAAAUUUGUUUGUUUAAACUUGCAUGAUUAGUCAAAAGUACUUGAAAGUACUGCAUUGGGCAUUACAUAUAACAUUGCAGGAAUUCCUAAGAUCUAUUGCUGAGGCUAAUAAAUGAGCGUAUUCCUUGACAGAGAGCUCUUCUGGAAAAGAAACAGAGGAAGAAGCGUCUUGAACCCUUGAUGGUGCAGCCAAAUCCAGAAGCAAAGUUGCAUAAGGUGAAGCUCAAAGGGUCUGAGGAGCAGAGCCCUUUAGUAGGACCCCAUGUGCCUGUUUGCAGUGAUGUUCACCUCCAUGGUGAGUGAAGUCUUUGUAAUUGUUAAACGUUCUUUUACUUUCAGUAAUCCCCUGAAAUAAGCACUAUCAAAUUCAUGAGAAGUUGGCACUCUAAAAUAUUAAGUACUGUAUUUACAGAUGUGCUUGUCAAUCCUGUAGCAAAAUGUAUAGCUAACUAUUUGUCGCGGUUGAAACAGACAUGUUGAAACAAACUAAGCUGCUAUGCAAAAUGCAGCUCUCCCUGGAGUUUACAGCAGGUGUUAUGUGAGGAAUUCCAAUUGUAUACAGUGGUACCUUGGUUUACGAACUUAAUCCGUUCUGAAAGUCCGUUCUUAAACCAAGGUGCGCUUUCCCAUAGCAGCAGGGGACUCAAUUUACAAAUGGAACAUACUCAUCAGGAAGCAGAACAUGUUCUUAUUACAAAGCAAAGUUCACAAACCAAAACACCUACUUCUGGGUUUGCAGUGUUCUUAAUCCAAGUUGUUCAUAAACUAAGCUGUUCUUAAACCAAGGUACCACUGUAUUCUGUUUAAAAAGCAUUCAAAAUGGUGCAUCAUCGUUAGUGUUCUGUGUCAAUUUUUUUUUUUUACUUCAGACAGUAUGGCUGAAAUUAGGUUAUACAAACACCAGCCAUUAUUUGCUGUUGUGUCCAUGUUUUCUAUAGAAUAAUUGAAUGUAGAAUCAAUAAUUUUUGUAAUCAAAGUAUACAAAUGUGAUAACAGUUGAUGAAUGAUUCUUCUUCCCCUUACUACUUAUAUGCUAUAGAUAAUGCUUCUCUGUUGACAGACAAGACAACAGAAGGGGGUAGAGGAACAUAUAGUAGAUCGUACCAGUGUGCAUCAUGGACAUCACACUGGACACAUGGUUAUGAGUGUAGUCAGGUAAGAGACAUAUAUAGGCAAGUUAUCUACACUGUAGGGCAAGGUGAUAUUUAGGGAGGGGAAAAUAAUAAUAAUAAUAAUAAUAAUAAUAAUAAUGUAUUUAUAACCCACCCAUCUGGCUGGGUUCCCCAGCCACUCAGGGCGGGUCCCAACAGAAUGUUAAACAGAAUAAAACUUAAAACAUUAAAAACUUAAAACAUUAAAAACUUCCCUAAAGGGCUGCCUUCAGAUGUCUGCUAAAAGUUGUAUAGUUAUUUAUCUCCUUGACAUCUGAUGGGAGGGUGUUCCACAGGGCGGGCACCACCACCUAGAAGGCCCUCUGCCUGGUUCUCUGUAACCUCACUUCUUGCAGUGAGGGAACUGCCAGAAGACCCUUGGAGCUGGACCUCAGUGUCCAGGCUGAAUGAUGGGGGUGGAGACGCUCCUUCAGGUAUAUUGGGCCGAGGCUAUUAAAUAUAGUUUAUAUUUCUAUAUCACAGCAUAUGGAUUGCUCUUAUCCAGUCAUUGCUUGAGAAGUCAUUGGUUCACAAAUGUUGGUGGUUGUGUACUUUGGAUAGCUUGAGUUCUGUUUGUUAGAGGACUAUCUGGGCAAGAUCAGUUGCUGUAACUUUAGGCAAUUAUGCAUUCUAACAACAUGGUUUCCUUAUGGAGAUUCCAGUGCUCCAACAGGGAAGGUAUGACAGGAUGCAGUAACCUCUGAAAAGCAUGGCAAGUAAGAAAUAUUUAUGUUGUUGGUGGGCAGGGUUCAGUGAAGUUGAAGGGACUUAAAACAUUUGUAAUUGUAUUCUUCUUUUGUCACCAUGGUGGUAGAGCCAAGUGGCCAUCUGGACUAGGGGAAACAAAGAGUGAUGUAUAUUUAGUACAGUCAAUAGACCAACAAUAAAAAAGCAUACAGUACACAAGAAUCUUAGAGCAAAACCGUGCAGUGUAAAAACAAUAAUAUAAAACUGCAGUACUCUUGAGUGCAAGCUCAGAGAACAAUAUUAUGGGGUGAUAGUAUAUAGUAAAUCUAACUGAGGAACCAUUGUGUGCUUUUGAAUAACCUCCAAGUUUCCCAGAGAGAUUUGACCCACUUUAUUUUCCCUUUCAACUUUUUUUAUACCACCCCCCCGCAGUUACUGGAAGUUUCCACUUUUGAAGUAAGAUGUGACUGUGUUAGAUUUUCAUUGCCUGUCCACGUAUAUUUCAGAUUUGAUGGUUUUAUCAAUGUGCAUGAUUUUUGAAGAGAGACAAAUAGCUCAAUGUAAACAUUACAGAAUAGAUGAUAUCCUCUUAAAAUAAAUUUACAUUUAAAAAAAACAACAACCAUGAAUAGAACAGCACUUCUGAAACCUGUUUGAGACAACAAACUCAGAAUCACAGAAUUGUAGAGUUGGAAGGGACCCGCAAGAGUCAUCUACUCCAAUCCUCCACAAUGCAGGAAUCACAGCUAAAGAAUCCCUGGCAGAUGGCGAGCCAAGCUCUAUUUAAAAACUUCUAGUGAAAUGAAAUUACUGUGAAAUAAACCAGAGAAGGAGGUUGAGGGAAGUCCGGGGGAAUGGGGGAAUUUUGAAAUUGUGAAUAAUAAUAAUUGUUAUGAUGUAAUUUUGGAAAAAAUGGAAAAUUGAAUAAAAUUUAUAUUUUUAAAAAAACUUCCAGUAGAGUCCACCGCCUUCCAAGAUAGUCUAUUGGACAGUUCUUACUGUCAGAAAGUUCUUCCUAAUGUUUAGUCAGAAUCUCCCUUUUUGUAACAUGAAUCCAUUGGUUUGGGUCCUACCCUCCGGAGCAAGCUUUAUCUCUCUUUCAUAUGACAGGCCUUGAGAUAUUUGAAGAUGGCUAACAUAUCUCCUCUCAGUCUCCUCUGUUCCAGACUAAAUAUACCCAGCUUCUUCAACUGUUCCUCAUAAGGCUUGGUUUCCAGACCCUUGAUCAUCUUCCAACUUGUCAAUAUCUUUCUUAGAUGCUGGUGCCCAGAACUAGACACAGUUCUCUAGGUGUGGUCUGAUCCAGGCAGAAUAGGGCUAGACUAUUGCUGCCCUUCAUCACGACACUAUACUUCUUUUGAUGCAACCUACAAUUGAAUUAGGGACGUGGGUGGUGCUGUGGGUUAAACCACAGAGCCUAGGACUUGCCGAUCAGAAGGUUGGCGGUUUGAAUCCCCGCGACGGGGUGAGCUCCCGUUGCUCGGUCCCUGCUCCUGCCAACCUAGCAGUUCGAAAGCAUGUCAAAGUGCAAGUAGAUAAAUAGGUACUGCUCCGGCGGGAAGGUAAACGGCGUUUCCAUGUGCUGCUCUGGUUCGCCAGAAGCGGCUUAGUCAUGCUGGCCACAUGACCCGGAAGCUGUACGCCGGGUCCCACGGCCAAUAAAGCAAGACGAGCGCCACAGCCCCAGAGUUUGCCACACCUGGACCGAACGGUCAGGGGUCCCUUUACCUUUAACUUUUUACAAUUGAAUUAGCCCUUUUUGUUGCUGCAUCACAAUGUUGUCUCACAUUAAGUUCAUCUGCUCAAUGACAUUGAAGACUUUCAAGCAUUUUGAGUUCUCUUUCACGGUCAGGCUGUUCAGGUGGUCACCAACAAUAUGGGUACCCUUUGUCUUCAUCUAUAUAGAAGAUAGUACAAGGUUGCGGACCUUGCAGCCCUCACACUGCAUUUGUGAAAUGGGUGCAUGCUCGGAUGCAUAGUUCUGACGGUGGUGCAUCUUGCUAGCAUCAAUUCUGUGACAGACGUUAUUGCCCAGUUGCUUGUUCUCACAAGUGGGUACCUGCCCCCGGGUGGUCUGCGUCAUGCUUCACCCUUGGGAUACACAAUGUUUGGCAACCUCCAGGAACAGGCGCUGCUUGUUGAUGAGAUGUUUUCUGAAGCAUUUUUUUAAACUUCUACACACCCACCCCGUUUCUUUAUGAUCCCCUGAAAAUCUGAAGCCUGUUGGGAGGCCUUGCUCUCUUAAUGGCUCAACCCCUAUUUGCCAACUUAUAAGGUAGCUUUCCUUAUUGCCAUCACCCCUGUAAGAAGGACGAGUGAACUUUGUGUGCUACAGUUGAACUGCUGUUGGAGAUGUCCUUGGAUAUCUGGCAAACCCUUGCCUUCUGUGUGGGCAGGACUGCAAACUGUAAGAAAAAUCAUGGCUAUUUCUCUGCUAUGAAGGUCCUAGGAAUUGGUUUCCAGUCUCCCUCCAGAUCCUUCCCUGCUAGAUUUCAUCAACCAUGAGCUCUACUCUGAACUGACUCAACUCCUAGUGCCUUUGGUUGUGCGCACAUGCUCAAGGGAAGUCAUGUUUUCCACAGCUUUUUCUCAGGGAAUUCUCUGGGCAGAACUCUUGCUGCGUCACUGUCUGAUUGCAGGCCUCAGCACUACAGGGUUGAUGUUUAAGCAUAGGUGGAGACCUGUUUCAGACAGGUUGCAAUGAGCUUGGGAGCCAGGGUGGUGUAGUGGUUAAGAGCGAUAGACUCAUAAUCUGGGGAACCGGGUUCGCGUCUCUUCUCCUCCACAUGCAGCUGCUGGGUGACCUUGGGCCAGUCACACUUCUUUGAAGUCUCUCAGCCCCACUCACCUCACAGAGUAUUUGUUGUGGGGGAGGAAGGGAAAGGAGAUUGUUAGCCGCUUUGAGACUCCUUAAAGGGAGUGAAAGGCGGGAUAUCAAAUCCAAACUCUUCUUCUUCUUCUUCUCUGUGGCCUUUUGGAGCACCUUUCUCACUUCCCUGGUUACUCAGCCUGUCAUAUGUAGGGUUGUGCAGAGGCCACACAUACACAAAAGGCUGCUUACACAUCACUGUGGUUCUUUAAAGUGAUAGUGCGUGCAGUUGCCCAACCCACCUUCCUUGCCCGCUGCAGGUCCUGUCAUCCUGCUCUUGCUCUACUGCUGCUUCCUCUUGCUGCUGUCCUUCAGAAAUGGUUGGCAAGAUAGGAGCCACAUCCUUUUGAGUGUGCCCUUUAGGCGUGGGCUGCCCAACUAAACUCUUGUCUUCCUCUGGAAAAAUUCUGAGUUUAGCUGCAGAACUAAACAAAUGACCACUUGGCAAACCACAAUUUUUCUAGAAUACUCCAGUAUGCUUCCAUAAUGGCAUCUAGACUACUUGUGUAAUUAGAAAAUAACUGUACACCAUAUGCUUGAACCAUUUCACUCUGGUUUGUAGGCUUUGAUGGUCCAGCUAUCUUCCUGAAACCAGAGAUUCAGGAGUUGGGGCCUAAACUCCAGAUAAUUUCACUUGGAUCAUCCUCAACAGAAGAUGACAGUGAGCCAAAAAAGACUGAGGAAAGUACAAUAGAUAAAGCUUCCAAUGUGAAUCUGCAAGACAUUCUGCAGAAACGAGGUAAGAAAUUGAUCUAAAGAGCUGGUUCAUGAACACUAAGCCCAAGGUAUGGCUUAGCACAAAUUACUUUUCCCCCCAGAGAGGUGAGAGUUUAUUAUUUAUGUUGUGAAGCACCCUGUGAUCUUUGGGUGAAGAGUGGUGUACAAAUUUAAUAAAUAGCAAAUAAAUAAUUAUAUUGUAUCAAGCAAAUACCGUAUUUUUCGCCCUAUAGGACGCACUUUUCCCCCUCCAAAAAUGAAGGGGAAAUCUGGGUGCGUCCUAUGGGGCGAAUGCAAGCUUCGCUGAAGCUUGGAGAGCGAGAGGGGUCGGUGCGCACCGGCCCUCUCGCUCUCCAGGCUCAGGAAGACAUCCGCAGCCUAGGCAGCCCUGUGGGAGGUCCCGCAGGGCUGUCUAGGCUGCGGAUAGCAGCCUGCUUCCUGGAGCACCAGGCGUGCUGAAAGCAGAGCGCCCGGCGCUUCGGGAACACAUCUGCAGCCUAGGCAGCCCUUCAGGAGGUCCCCGCAGGGCUCCCCACGCUGUGGAUAGCAGGCUGCUGCCCGGCGGGCAGGGCGCCCUGAAGCAGAGCGCCCCGCGCGCCGGGCAGACAUCUGCAGCGUGGGGAGCCCUGCAGGAGGUCCCCGCAGGGCUCCCCACGCUGCGGAUAGCAGCCUGCUGCCCGGCAGGCGGGGCGCCCUGAAGCAGAGCGCCCCUUGCGCCGGGCAGACAUCGGCCAGCCCCACAAGCUCGGGGGACAGCAGGGAGGCGCAGUGCCGCCAUCCUGCUGUUCCUUGACCUGGUUCAGUUUCCCCGACCUGCUUUUGGGGGGGAAAUAAAGAAAAAAAAAAUUUCCUUUAUUCCCCCCCAAAAAACUAGGUGCGUCCUAUGGGACGAAAAAUACGGUACAUAAAUCCAUGCACAUCUAAGAUGUUUUAAGGAGCAAGGCAAAAGGUUUUUUUAAAUUACACACAAAAUGCAAUGGGUACUUACAGUGUAAGGAACAGUCGUGCAAUGACGGGUUGCUUCUCUCCCCACAGCAUCUCCUUCAGGCUGCUCUUCUGCUGCUGAUGCCUAUAUCUGCUGCAUGCUUAGGUUCCUUCCAUACCCUAACUUCCAGAAUUACCAAAACUUCCUUAAAAAAUUGCAUGAACCAUGAUGGAAAUGGAAGGGUUAAACAAUUCAUUGACAAUGAAAGUGUAUUAGAAUGUUGGGCAGGGAGAAGAUGAAUGUGUGACUACUGUAUUUACUUUCAGUUUAUGGCUCCAGCAGAGUACUUCCCAUUUUGUAUUCAAAUUCUGAGAAUUUAUUCUAAAACGCUCCCCAGCCCACUUCUCCACUUUCUCACACUUAUUUUACUUUCUCAUUAUGGAAAAGAUUGGUAGUAAGUGGGUUUGUUUGCCUCAUAAUGUAAUAUUUUUUACUGUCGAUUUUUUAAAAUGCCAAUUUAGUAAAAGGGGUUUUACCAACAGUAAGUUCUUUCUGAGGCAUAUGUAAAAACCUCUUAUUUGUAAUUUGAACAUUCUGGAACAGCAAAAUUUGUUUCAUCUACUGUAUGUGACAGCCUUUCAAGUAUUUGAAGAUGACUAUCACAUUGCCUCUUAAUUGUCUCUUUUCCAGACUUAACAUACUUGACUCCUUCAGCCUCCCCACCCCCACACAACUUGGUCUCCAGGCCUCUCAGAACUGGAUAUGGUAUUCUGAGGCCAGGACUGACCAAAGCAGAAGAAAGAUUCUGUCUUGUGAUCUGUUGAGACAUCCUGAAAUUGCAUUCAUCUUUUUAGUUGCCACGUUAUGCUGUUGACUCAUGUUUCACUUGUGGUCUGCUAAAACCCCUAAGAUCAUUCUCAUAUUUUAUGGAGGAAGUGGACUGUGUAGCAAAUAAAAAUAUUGCAUAUAGAUGAUUAGAGAAUUAUGGAGUUAAAUUGUUACUGACUCAUAGCCUGUCUGGAAAAAUAAGUUGGAAGGUGUUACAAAUUAAUUAGAGAAGUUUGGGAUGGAUUAGUCAUGUUGCUAUUUCAUAUAUGAUGAACCUAUUACAAUUUAAAUUUAGGGACAAUAGUGGGAGAGAUAUCUGCUAUAUGGUUCCUUCUACAUUAACAUAAAAUAACCUCCUUGUUCUGGCAUUUCGAUAGGUAUUUCUGGCAGUAUGAAUUUUGAUGAGGAAGACACUGAGGAAGAAGAAACCAAGGAACAGUCAGGAUCUCCUUCGCCCUGUUUAGAAUCUCAGAGGCCUGCUUCUGCAAACAGCCAGAAGUCUGCUAUGGUAUGCAGUCUAUUCUCCCAGUGAAAAAUGUAAAAAAGAAAGCUUGUGACUGCUAGAGUCUGCAUCAGCACCAACAUUGCCAGAUUCAACCUGUGAAGUCUUCCCAGACUCCUUACCUCAUGUUUUAAAAUGGGACUUAACUGGAGACUUUACUUUAUCUUGAAUGCCAUUAUCAUUAUUGCUCUUAUGUUUACUCCUGAAGUUGUUAUUAUUGCAAGUCUUGCACUUUCCUCCUCUGCUCCUGUUCCCAUGUUGAACCAUUAUAAAUUCUGGAAGGUGCCUUGUUGACUGUCCCAGUACUAGACAAUAUACCUUUAUUCUCCUUAAAUUUGUGUGUUGUGGGAGCACUCUGACCUGACCUUGUUUUAUCUUACAGGAAAUGGGUGCUUCCUGCGUGGCACUUUCUCAGACAGAUGCAGAGCUGGGAGAAGUGGGAAACCUGGAGGAGUUUGUACUACGCCCAGCUCCUCGUGGUAUUACCGUGAAAUGUCGAAUUACUAGAGAUAAGAAGGGAAUGGAUCGAGGCCUCUUUCCUACUUACUACAUGCACCUAGAGCGGGAUGACAACAGAAAGGUACUGUGUUUAACCAAAUAAUGUUGUAAUGAAUGUAUUGGAUGUAUUGUAAAACCAAAAAAGUUCAACCUCCCCCCUGCCCCCGUAAGAAUUAAAGCCAUACAGAGUGUACUGUAUAUUUAUUUUUACUUUUUUGUUUUCUGUAAUGCUUACAAAGGACCUAAAUUGUUCUCAACACUUAUGCAUUAGAAAGUUAAGAGAGUCCCUGCAUGAAGGCUCACAAUUUAAUAGACACAAUUUUUAAAAGGGGCAAAGGGAAUGAGAGGGAAGUGGGCAGCAAACAUGGGAGCAAAUGCUCCUUCAGUAGCCAGCUGAUAGGGCCAAGCUGGUCUCCAUGCCCUCAUGAUCUCCCUGCAAGACUGAGGGCACAGCUCCCCAGUGGCUCGCAGUGCCUUGUCUAGUGGCAGUGUGUGCCUCCAUCUGUUUCUGCAGUCCUAGGGCAACCAUCCAAAUACUAUUUAUAAAUGCUAUUUAAAUGAUCAACAAAAGUGAUAAAACAUUACAAAAAAGCACACACCUUUGUAUUUAAGUACACACACACAUGAAACAUACUGAAAGAAAUCAAGGUCCAGAGAGCUUAUUUCCUAGUUGAAAUAAAUUCAUCAACUGAACAUGAUACUUGUCAACACUUCUCAGAAUCUCAGUAGCAAGCUUGUCUGUUAGCAUGAUUUUCACUGGACAGGUACCACUGUAUAUCCUUCAAGAAACAAAUAACAAAUUCCCUGUUAAUAAAUAGCAAUCAACAAUGCUAACACAGACCUAUCGUAACAAUGAAAAAUAAUAAAUAGAUUUCUAGUUAGCAGCAGUAACAAGUUUUCAAAGUUCUGCUGCUGGCAUACAUUGCACACCUCUCAUAACUUAUUAUGUUAGUUUGGUUUGCAUUAAACUCAGUCUUUGUACCUCCAGGGUCCACUGGAGAGGGCUGUUACAAAAAGGCAGCUGGUGGAGACAGAGCCAAUCACAAAAUGGUGGUGUGAGUUUUAUGAUCCCCAGAUUCUGUGUUCUUUACAGAACCUGUUUCUCUCUCCCUGGCAGUAAAAGUACACGAAAAAUGAAUUCAACCAACCAUAUGCUACCUUCUAUGACACCCCAGAUCAGCCGCCUCACCCUACCUAAUGGUGGACCCCUUGCAUCAGUUCGUUUUAACACAACACUGGAAAUUCCACCACAGUUCUUUUCCAUUGUGUGGCUUGGUUCUUUAGGUAGUUUCAGGUUUGUUUUUUUUAAAAAGUCCAGUGAAUAGUGUAUUGUGCUGACAACUUCAGGAAGUGGGUGGGUGGUGUUUUUUAGAAACAAAACCCAAAGGACUUAAGCUGCUGCUUUGCAUCGACAUUGACACUACAACCAGCCAAGUGAAGAGAGGAAGAAGACAGCCCAAGCUAUUCUUUUAUGUGGAAGCCCUUCCUGCUGUCAGAGCACUCCAGGCUAGGUUACCAGCGGCUGCUAUCAUCCCCCCCCCUCCAGGUAGACAGGCCAAGGCCUCCACCAGUUCCUGGACUCCGUGACUGAGUCACUUCCCUUGUUGAUCCAAAUCCUAGUCCAAAUCCUAGCUUAGCUGCCUUUGCUUGUGUAGUUCCUUGAGCCGAAGAACAAGAAGGAUUUUCAUCAACAGGGUAGCUGCAACCUGCCUGACAUCAGCAUGGAGCAGGACAAUCCAUGAUCCCUCACUAUCUUCUCUUCAUUGUCCUCUUCACCAUUUCCCUCAGCCGCUGCUGGAACAGCCCUCCUGAAGGUUUUUCAACAGCAGCUGGCUUAAGGAACCACUAGAAACAGCAUGUUCCCCAACAUCAGUAUUACUAACAUUUCCAUCACCAGUGGCACCAGUCAUGUGAUUCAGCAGAUGCGAACAUCUACUUCCGUUCCUCCGUAGCACAAAUUUUCAGUAAUGGUGAAUUCUGCAGGAGCAGCAGGCAAUAUGAAGAGGAGAUGACAAGGGAUUGUGGCUUGUCCUCCUCCAUAAUGACCUCAGGGCUGGGCUAACAGAAGCAAGCAGCAGCUGUGGCUGGCGGGGGCUGUGUGAUUGGUAAGGAUGCUUGAUGAGUCUAAUCUGGCCACUUGCUGUCCUUUGCCUCCAUUGUCUCCUUUCCCCCUUCCACUCAUUUCAGCUUCUCCCUCUUCAGCUGCCUCCUCCUCCUCUUCAUUUAGUUCAGCUGCAGUGGCAAGAGGACAGAGGAGAAAGCCAGCUUGUAUGAGGGGACAUGCCCAGCCUUCCUGAAGGAAGGAGUGGGUAGGUAGACGGAGGCUGGGGACUGCCAAGCCCAUCUCAAACUAGGGCAUGGCCCACCACGUGAGAAGUGGUGCUCUAGAGAAAUUGCUUUAAAAUGCAUAAUUACUAUGCUCUCUUGAAAUAUUCUCUCUCCCUUCACACCUUACCUUCUUUAAAAUGUUUAUAUGUCUAGAUAUUCCUUCUUGCGGGGAGAAAAAGGAAAAAGAGCAAAACAUCGAAUUACCUCAUUUCAAUUGAUCCAACAGAUCUGUCCAGGGAAGGAGAAAGCUUUAUUGGAAAACUCAGGUGAGACUCUCAAAGUGAUGUGACUUAUACUGUGUUCAUCUCGCCCCGUACUGUCGAUAACUAGUAGCAGCUGUCCAAGGUCAGGCCUUUGUCAUCCUUGCUACUUAAGAUCUGUUUGAACUUGAGAUGCCUGGGAUUUAACCUAGAAUCUUCCAUACGAAAAGCUUUGUCACUGAGAGCUAUGGCCCCUUCCCCGAUGUUCAGUGAGGUAGUGGGGGCUUGCUAUGACAUGUUUUGUAUCUUGCUUCCACAACAAAAAACCUCAGCUGAUCCCAAUGUAGGCUGGAUACUUUUGUGCUUUUCCUGUGUUGUGUGACUUUCUCUGUUAUGGCUUUUUGUGGCAUAAUUCCUUGUAUAGUGAGAAUCAUAACCUGGUGCUUAGGCAAUACUGGGCUAGAUGGAUCAAUUACGUAUGUUCAUGUAUGUCAGGGGUGGGUAAUGUGCAACCCUUCAGUCAUUGCCGGGCCUUAAAUCCCAUCACCCUUGAACGUUGGGAGUCCAGGUUGAUGUGACCCUGCAGAUGUUGUAGUCAAGGAUGAUGGGAGUUGUAGUCCAACAGCAACAUCCAGAGGGCCAAAAGAUCCCCCAGUGGUGGCUGGUUCCCAUGGGGGCCAGACACCACUGGUCUUGGAGGCUAGGACCCAAACCAAUGGCUUCAAGUUGCAAGAAAGGAGAUUCUGACUAAGCACUAGGAAUAACUUUAUGAUGGUAAGAGCUGUUAAACAGUGAACUGGCCCAACUCGGGAGGUUGUGGACUCUCCUUCCUUGGAGGUUUUUAAGCAGAGGUUGGAUGGCCAGGAAUGCUUUGGUUAAGAUUCAUGCAUUGCAGCAGGUUGGACUAGAUCACCUUUGGAGUCCUUUCCAACUCUACAGUUCUAUGAUAUAGCUGAAGAAGGGCACCGAAGACCAAAGCGCUCAGAAUCCAGAAAAAUGUGGUGGUGGAUUUUUUUCAUUUCCUGGGCAAACUAAGGCAAGCUUUGGGGAAAGAGGAUGAUAAAAUGUCAGAUGUGUUUUAAGGAGAAAGGAAAUUUUCCAACUCACUUGUAUUCUCUAAUCCUAGAUCUAAUCUUAUGGGGACUAAAUUUACUGUUUACGAUCAUGGGGUUAGUCCAGUCAAAGCACAGGGACUGGUGGAAAAAGCUCACACCCGGCAUGAGCUGGCUGCAAUCUGUUACGUAAGUAACUUACUACUGGGGGCAGAGUGAGGGAGAAGAAUUGUCUUUGUUCAUGCUAACCUGUAUUGGAAGGACAAAAGAGAACCUGCAAGGUGCAGCCUUGACUUACUCUAGGCUUUAAUCCUGACUGGUUUGAAAAUUGAAGCAUUCUAAAAUGUAUUUCACCCACAGAUAAUCUAGGAAACAUUUAUUGCUUUGUUCAUAAAUCUUCGUUGCAACAAUUUUAUCUGUCUUUCUACAUGCAAGAUGGCUAUAUGGCAUAACUAUUAUAGAAUGGUUGGAUGUAGAGGAAUGAUGGGAGGAAGCAGCUGGGGAAUGGUGGUAGGAUGACAAUGAGUGGUCAUAGGGAGAACUGGGUGGAGGUGUUGGAAGCUGAAGAGGUAACAGGGCUUUGUGGGCAGGGGGAGUCUGUGGCAGAGAGAAGUCCAGAACUGGACAGAAGCUGAAGCAGAAGAGAAGGGAGGCCAAGAGGCAGAGGUGAGUCUGGCUGCUGAAGAGACAUGAGUGUCUCUCCCUCCUUCUGCAACGAGCUCCCCUCCCCUCCUCGAUCUCCCAGAACUAGGAGAGGCAUGAAGAGGGAGGGCGGAGGAGAAGUUAGCUUCACACAGGCACAAUCUCAAGAUUGCUUGGGGAAAACCCUGAAGAGGUGAGAACUUAGGCAGCUGUGGGGAGAUGAGGACCUUCAGUCUCAGCAGCUGCCUCUUGGGGGCAAGACCUGCUGGAGAUGAGUUGCUGUGCUUAUGAGGCCUGACGCUCAUGUGCAGAUUGUGUUUUUGCUAAUAAAGAGUUAACUCCAACUUGCUCAGUGGGGUUUACCGCUGGCUCACUCCUGUCACAAAAUUAGUUAAGAAAAAGAUGCAUAAUUAUUUAUUAUAAUAAAGUAAUUUUCAUAGUUACAAUUACUGUAAUAAUACAUCUCUAGUAGGAUUUAUGCAGUAUAUUUCAACAUGUGCUAAGCCUACCGUAUUUUUCGCUCUAUAACACGCACCCGACCAUAACACGCACAUAGUUUUUAGAGGAGGAAAACAAGAAAAAAAUAUUCUAAACGAAACAGUGGAUGUAUGAUUUUUGUGGUUCAUGCUGUGGCCACAGACAUGUGAUCUGACGGUGAGUUUGGGGUAGCCCAAUGCAAAAAUCCUGAGGAUCCAUGUGGAUCCAUGCUUUGUAACCACGUUUUUGCACCACUGCGGCCCCAGGCAACAGUGGGUGCGUGAUUUUUUUGGUGCAAGCUGUAGCCAUGGACAUGCUAUGUGACCUGAUGGUGAAUUUGGGGUGACCCAGUGCAAAAAUCCUGAGGAUCCAUGUGGAUCCGUGCUUUGUAACCAGGCUCUCUGUCCCUCUCUUCUUCCCACUCAGCGGCUCUUCUCCCGCUUUGCUGUUUCAAAGUGAGCAAAGCGAGCCACGGAGGAGGGAAGGAAGGGGAACCAUGGAUCCUCUGCUCACGACUGCAGCAGAUCCCUCCGCCAUCCGUAGGCAUUCGCUCCAUAACACGCACAGACAUUUCCCCUUACUUUCUAGGAGGAAAAAAGUGAGUGUUAUGGUGCAAAAAAUACGGUAUUUCAUUUCCCCCCCAAAUUUUUUUAUUAAGUUUCACAAAAUUAUAUACACACAAAGCACACAAACAAACAUAAAUCAUAUCCUUAUUAAAAUUACACUUAUUGACAUUGUUAAGUGACUUCCUCGCUUCCCCUUGGUUGAAUUUCCAUGCAUAUCCUUAUAAUGGCUUUCCAAACGUGCUAAGCCUAUUUCAACACAAAGGUCACCAGUGGCCUAAUCAGAAAAAAUAAUAUGACAAAUCUGUUAAAAAAUAAUAAAAUUAAACAUUAACAGGGUCGGCACUUCUGUAAUAAAAAGCCGCUAUACAUUUAAGAAACCAAGUUAAUACUCACCAAUAAGCUUUGACUCCAGCAUAUAAAACUUCAGAGGAGGAAGAGGGCCAAACUUGCCAAAUCUACAUUGUUAACAACUGUUCUGAAUAAAUGGACUAUUUUUCAAUCGUCACUAAGGAAAAUUAUAUGAACUUCUACCUUCACAAAUCCCAGACCUCAAAAUUUACCUGCUCAAGAUAAAGAAAAAAAAAAGCUUUGCUACAAAGUUGACCAUGCACUUGCAAUUAACUCAUCCAUGGGGUGAUGAGAGCUCAUGAAGGAAAUUAGCCCAUUCUCAGGUCCAGUUACUAAAGCAAGGUAGAUAAGAUCACACAGAAGACAGAGGUGAGUAAUGGGAGUGAGACACACUAGCUACUUGCUGUGGAGUAUAAGGAACUGGAGCAAACCUUUGGACUAGUUGCUGUGUUGAGAUUCACUGCUAGGCUUGGAUACUUCAAUGGGAAAGAGGUAAGGUUAAAAUAGUACUUUUGCCUGCCAAAAUGGUGGCAGAAUCCUGGCUUUUAACUAGAACAGCUGGUUUUCUGACCCCAAGGCAACACAAAAUUCCACAGCUGUAGGUUCCCUGCAUUUUUGUGAACCCACUAAAUCUUGGUUCAGAAAUAGAAAUAGGCAAGCUAUUUUCACUCAUGUGGGUAAAAAUAAUGGUGUGCACUUGGGGACACUGUUAGGAGUGAGGACUGAGCCUACCCCUUCAUCUCCAUCACUCCAUCCUGCUUUGUUUCUUUCGGGGCAGUGCUAGAGUGAAGUGGAAUGUUGGGAACUGGUUUGCCUUUUCCAAGCAAGCAUGGCCAGUGUAUUUGUCACACACCAUUCUAAUCCAAUAAAAUUUGUAUGUUUAAGGUCAGUCUUCUUCUCCUAAAAUUUCUACCUUUUUUCAACAGGAAACCAACGUGCUCGGAUUCAAGGGACCCAGGAAAAUGUCAGUCAUUAUUCCAGGAAUGAAUCUCAAUCAUCAACGGAUUCCAAUCAGGCCACGAAAUGCAAGUUUCUAAUUGGGUCAUAUUCACACUACAGUGAGAAAAUGGAGUUUCAGAUUUUAGUGAUGAUAGGAGCAGUCAACAGGCAUGCCUUUGAAUAACUGAAUAUGAUGCACUUCAGGACACUUUUCAUUUAAAAGAAUUCUACUGUUCCCCUUAAGAGUUCUGACAGUGUAGUAGAGACGUGUAUGUAGCUUAUUCUUGAAUCCAUAAUAUUCAGCUAGGUUGUCAUAGCCUCUGUUGAAUCUUGAGUGUUGUUGACCAUCUGCGGAAGAGCACUUAGCUGAAAGAGGGAGAGUAGCCACAGUAUAUAAGAGCAUGUUCGCAAGUUAUAUGUUCUGUUUACAUGAUGCAAGAAAGAGUGAUCUUCAGAUUUUCUAAACAUAAGCUCAUUUGGAGUGGAAGGGUAACAGCCUUGGGAACGGGAAGGAAUAAGAAGUCUUCUAGAAGACAGCUACACAUUUUGCUUUGUAACUUUUUUCUAGGAGAGCUUAGAGACUUGUUUUGAAAAGCUAUUUAAAUUUAUUGAAAAUAGAGUUUGUUCUAUAUUUGAAUGAGAAAUAGAAUGAAAAUGUUGCCAUUUUCAUUUGCAUGUGUGCCUGCGAUGGUGAGUAGGAAUAAAAAAAAAAUGAAGUCAGGACUGUGAAGUUGAAGAGCUAUCAGCAGUUUUGCAGACCUGGUCUGAUGGAAAGGGGAUGGGAAAGGAAACCUGAGGUCUUGUUUUCUUGCUUAUUCUGUUGCACAGGAGCAUGAGAGUUUGCUGUCAAAAUGGCAAAAUAAAAACAUGGAGAACCUAAUUGAAUUGCACAACAAAGCUCCAGUAUGGAAUGAUGACACCCAGUCAUAUGUCUUGAACUUCCAUGGGAGAGUCACCCAGGCCUCCGUGAAGAACUUCCAGAUCGUCCAUGAAAAUGACCGUAAGUCUUAUGACAUUAAUAGCUACAGCAGAAGUUGGAGGGCUAGACUCUCAGUUCAGAAUGUUAGAAGGUUCUGGGCUGCAAAUGCAUCCAGAAUCUUUCACUAAUGAUUGCUGGGUUUGAUGGAGAGAAGACAAAUCCUAGAAGUCACAUGUUGCUUUCAAAAAUCCUUUUGCUAGCACCACUGCCAUGCUGAAUAGGUAGAUCUCUGCACCUGCGCCCCUCCCGUCCCUCUAAGCCCUUUCUCUUGUGCCAAUGUUUUUCUUCCAGAAGCCUUACAUGCCAAAACAGAUGUUGCUUACCCAACUUAAACACUCCUUUCAUCAAAGUCUUUCAUUUUUAAUUGGCUGCAAGCCAUUGUUACCAUCAUCUGUUGCUGUUUGAAUACAUUUGAACAGAAUGGGGAGAUGCUGGAAUAUUAAUGGCCCCAAUUUUACAGUGGUACCUCUGGUUGUUAACUUAAUUCGUUCCGGAGGUCCGUUCUUAACCUGAAAGUGUUCUUAUCCUGAGGCACGGUUUCGCUAAUGGGGCCUCCCGCUGUGCGUGCACCUCCAGCACACUAUUUCCGUUUUCAUUCUGGGGCAAAAUUCGCAACCAGGAGCAGCUACUUGUGAGUUAGCGGAGCUCGUAAACCUGAAGCAUUCGUAACCAGAAGUGUUCAUAACCAGAGGUACCACUGUAGUUGUUUUCAAUAGAAAUCUUUAAAAUAUAUUUUUAUAUCAACCUGUAUUUUAUUAAAUUUAGCCUCACAAAGGAGCUGAGGGUGGCAAAUACAAAGGUAGGGAAACAAUACAAUUAAAAAUAAAGUUUAUUUAUUUAAAAAACCAUGUAAAACAGUCACAUACCUUCAGUGCUUUUCAGUAUUCAAAUGCCAUGGUAUAGUGUGUUGCUGUCCAUUUAAAAAGGGUAGAGUGGGAUUAAUUUGAUGUUUUAUAUUUUAGGAUUUCUAUUGAGGAGUUUUAUUCACUAAAGAAGGGAGUACCAAUGAUCCAUGUUGGAGUUAUCAGAAAUUAGGCUGGGAAUAUCCUAGUCUUCCUGCCUUCCAGGCAAUAAGACUAGGAAUACUGUCCACCUAUUUACCCUGGUCCUGCCAAGUCUGCAAAGAAAACAGUGAGGCUACUUUCUGCCUCUUUUCUGACUGAGGGCCCACCCAUUCUGGCCUUGAGGCCUAGCAACUGGCUUCACCAGCCCAAUAUUAGGCUAACUAACCUAGGCAGCACUGGCUUUCUGCAGAGGUACACUGGGGGCAAUUCACCCUGUCUUCUCCAGAUCUCUCAUAGAUAAUGGCCAGCUCCAUGAGGUCAUCAUGAGGUGAUGGGCACCAAAUUGAAGCAUGCAAUACCAGUCAUUUGUGUACCAUCUACCUGCCCUGCUCCAUUGUCUAGCCCUCAGGAUGCCUGAUGUUUUGUCAGCUUUGAUAUAAUGGCCAGGAAGAGAAGGACAGUCAUUCUGCUAUGAGACAAAAAGGUUCCUUUUGGGCUUAAAAAAUAUAGGAAUGGUGUCUUGAAAAUAAGGAAGCGUGGGCCCUAGCCAAUUGUGAGAAACAAUAUCUGCCUCAGGGUUUGAUAUGUGCAGAUUGGGCAAAUAGCAGGUAGGGAAUUGCUACGGAUAAAUGUGAUGAUUCCAUUCAUAUGAUGCAGCUAGAUUAUGAUUUCUUUCCCUUUCUCCCUUUCUCUAGUUGACUACAUUGUAAUGCAAUUUGGCCGUGUGGCAGAAGAUGUGUUCACCUUGGACUUUAACUACCCCCUGUGCGCCCUUCAGGCAUUUGCCGUUGGACUCUCCAGUUUUGAUAGCAAACUUGCAUGUGAAUGACAGAUGUAGUACAACAAGACCGCUUCUUGUUUUUCUUCCUGUGCUAACAUCUGAGAAGAAAAUUGUACUUGAUAAUCCUGGGGUGUGUGGGGCAGAAACUAACAGCUAAAAUGUCCCCUGUGCUUACCUAGAAGGAAAAUGGAGCCCUGAUGGCUGACUACAUAGAAUGCUGUCUUUCUAAGAUGUGUUCAUUCUUGGAGAAGAAUAAGGAAAACGUAAUCCUGAGAGGGAGGCUUUUUAGAAAAGAGCCCUGCUCCCCCCUGAGCAGCUGAGCACCAGUGUCUAGGAAUUCCUGUUGUUAGAAUCACAUUAAUGAAACUUUGCUGCCUGUUUUCCUCAUGAAAUUACUCGUGUCCUUGAUGCUAAUGCCACUGAUACAUCUGUGUUCCUGUAACAAGAGAUGUCUUGGAUGUCUUGCUGCUCUUGCUAUUUGACAGUCCUGUUUUCCAGUAAAGUUGGUUGGUUUCCAUGUGUUGCUCUGCCGCUUUGCAUCUGCUGAAGAGUACUUGUUGUAGAGGUAUGUUCUCCAAUAAGGUGAAGUUUAUUGAUCAGCUUGAAUAAGGCAAAAUUCACCUUGUCAGUUUCUUUCCACAAGGUAAUUUUUCAUGAAAAGUGAAGAGAUGACAUCCUUGACAUGUCAUGCUGAUACCAGUAAUUGACCGAUUGACAUGCCAUGCUAGUUUCAAGAGCCAUAUAAGGAUUUCUAAUUUUCUUGUUUCAUUCAGUGAUAAGCCUUCUUUCUUUUUUUCAUCAUUAAUUGAUCUGUUUGUUUUUGCGAAAUUAUUUAAAAAACACAGCACUCCUGUUGGUAGGCAAGGAAAGCAUUUUUUGUGUUAAAGGCAAUCUUCCUUGUUUCAUAUGUAACUGUACAUUCUAAAUGUUCAGUUGGGUAAGAUGUUUUUUGCUUUUUGGACAUAUUUGCUUGAAUAUGAUCAUUAAAAACUGAUUAAGUGCAUGUAUAUUCUAAGGCAGAAGGAAAGCUGCUAUCUCUGCUAGAUUAAGCCAAAUCUUUAUAUUCCAUGGUUGCCUACAGAUGAUUGGAACAGGUAAGGCAUUAGUGCUUCUUGACCCAAGGGACCUUGAUUGCAUCUUGGCUCUCAGGGGAUCCUGACUACAUAGAAUCAUAGAACUGUAGAGUUGGAAGGGGCCCUGAGGGUCAUCUAGUCAAACCCUCUGCAAUGCAGUUCAUUGUGUAUCUUGUAGAAUUUCUUCUGUAAAUUGCCUUCGGGUGUUAUGCCCUGUAUUUCCAAAGAACACUGACAGCUGAAUAACCCCUGCUGUCUGAAGCUGCUCCUUCCCUUUCUGGUCACCAAUUCUGGACUUUCAUAGAAUCGUAGAGUUGGAAGGGACCCUGAGGGUCAUCUAGUCCAACCCCCUGCAAUGCAGGAAUCUCAGCUAAAGCAUCCAUGACAGAUGGCCAUCCAACCUCUGCUUGAAAACCUCCAAGGAAGGAGAGUCCACAACCUCCCGAGGGAGACCUUUUCAUUAAAAUGCAGUUGUGUCUGGUUUGUGUGCCAUUAAAAUCCCUGUAUUAGUAAAUACCGUGUUGUCUUCUUUCAAAGCAAUGCAGGUUUGCUGAAAUGUUUUCUUAUAGGUGGAAUAAAAACCAUCAUUAUCAAUUGUAAAUUCUGCACUUUACUGUAAGUGAACGAUUACUCAUCACUUUUAGAAAAAGCUGGUGAGUUGCAAUUGCCUUCAAGGAAAUGUUGCCACUAAUAGCAUUGUGCACUUGUGUAGAACUCAAGGAAGGGAUGAGAGAGCCAUUUCCCAAGAGAUCAAGGGCCAUGCUCCUCUUUUCCAUCUUUAUGCAUCUUGUUUGUCCUUGGAAGCACAAGACCCUGCAAGAUGGCAUUGGCUGCAUUCUGAGCUGGUGAGUCUAGAUUGUUACGUUUCCUCAGAUGUUUGACUAAAAGACAGGUCCCUUGGUUGUUUCCCCAACUGUGUCAGCUGUUAAAGAACAUCACCUUUUUUAAGGUUUUCACCUUUGUCCAUACCACAGCUCAAUAAUGUUCUUCUGGUGCCAGAAAUAUUUUUUGUCUAGAUGCACAUGAUCUUGCUACUUGCCUUUAGCCAUUUGAAUCUUUGGAAUACAAACACUACAGACUUAAACUGGCUUAAACAGUCACUUCGUCUCCUCAUGAAUUAGUUCUGUGGGUGAAAUAGGAAGAAUUAUUAUACAAUCACUAAAUAACAAAAUUCUUCCUAUAAUGCAUGACAAUUAACUAGUAUAAAAGUGAUACAGGUAUGUAGUUUCUGCUGUUUAAUUUGGAGCACUUUAAAGUAAGGGACUGUCCCUACCACCACAUAAAAUGGGGCUGGCUUCAUGUGGCCAAACUUGGCUCCGGUUUCUAGCAGUCAGACUUCUCUGACUUAACCCUGUUGCGAUUUCAUGCUGUAGUUUGCCUAUGGAAUUAGGCUACAAUCCUAAUUUUAAACAAAAAUUCUGUGUACUUCCUUGCUUGGAAAUCUCGUAUGCUGGAAUUGGCUGACUCGGAUUUUAACCCAGCUGUGGAUUUUUAUUACAUUUCUGUUUGAACAAGCAAAAGAAUGCAAAGGGUAGGAAUUUACACCUUGGUUGCUGUUGCAAAUGUAGUGUUAUGCUGCACUUUCAGUCCUCCUCUGCCUACAUAUACUGUAAAUGCUUCUCUGCAAAAUCAGUGCAGACUAUCAAGAAAUAAGGGAUCUCUUAUUGCUUUGGAACUGUAUUUGUUUUGUAGAAGCCUCCAGUGGCGUAGCGUGGGUUGUCAGUACCCGGGGCAAGGCAAGUAAUUUGUGCCCCCUAACCCGUGGAUUUGUGCCCCCUAACCAGUGGAUGUGCCCCCUAACCCUCAGAUGUUGCGCCCGGUGCGGCCGGCCCCCCCUGCACCCCCCACGCUACGCCACUGGAAGCAUCCACUAUGCCUAAUCCAAAACUGUAUGGUAUUGAUUAUAUUUAUAUUUUUUGUAUUCCAAUAAAAUAAUUUAUAUAUUUAAAAAUGUGA
Podarcis lilfordi (Lilford's wall lizard) is the source of this 23567-nucleotide messenger RNA. NCBI's taxonomy places the organism in Eukaryota, Metazoa, Chordata, Lepidosauria, Squamata, Lacertidae. The record is from the annotation of a GenBank genome assembly.